Molecule: messenger RNA, 1234 nt
Organism: Branchiostoma belcheri (Belcher's lancelet)
Lineage: Eukaryota; Metazoa; Chordata; Leptocardii; Amphioxiformes; Branchiostomatidae
Product: palmitoyltransferase ZDHHC21-like
Exons: 8
Coding region: 162-1052 (296 amino acids)
Biological process (GO): protein targeting to membrane; peptidyl-L-cysteine S-palmitoylation
Cellular component (GO): Golgi apparatus; endoplasmic reticulum
Molecular function (GO): protein-cysteine S-palmitoyltransferase activity
Source: RefSeq, a predicted model, not a curated record
ACCAAAACAAAGAUGGCGGAAAUAUUUUGAUAGUUUCUACAACGCCUCUACGUUGUCUCGAAACUGCGGCGCCUGAGUAUCAUCAGUCAGUACCCCUUCUUUGCAGGUAACCUUACUGGUGGGCUGUUUGCAUUACUAACUACAGCCGAUGGACUACCUCCAUGCCAGAAGGUCCUCUAUGUAACCUCCUUGCUCUGUGUGAGUGCCCAGGAACCAUGUGGGAGGGCUCCAGACUGCGCCUGCCGUGCGGGGUCCGUGUACGGUUCCUGUACGACCCUCAGGGCUGGUGCGCUCUCGGAAUCAUCUCCUUCAUCUGGGCGUACAACACCGUGUUCAUCCCCAGCCUCGUCAUCAUGCCCAUGUACCAUGACAACAGGCUGCCGCUGGCAACUCCCGUCUUCUACUUUCUGAUGUCCAGCCUGACAGUGGUGUGUCUGUACCUGUCAGUGACCACCAACCCUGGAACUGUGCCUCUGGACAUCCAGCCAUCCGCUGUUGAGGCUGCUGAUUGGACGGUAUGCAAGGUGUGUCAGAUCAGGAGGCCACCCCGUUCCCACCACUGCAGGAGAUGUCAGCAGUGUGUGCGGAAAAUGGACCAUCACUGUCCAUGGAUUAACAACUGUGUAGGGGAGGAAAACCACUGGCUGUUCAUGCAGCUCCUGUAUUACACCCUAAUACUGGUCUCCCUGAGUAUAGCACUUGCAGCGCUCCAUCUCUACUACUCACCACCCUGCAGCUACUGCAAUCCAGGCAUUUUCCCCUUCAGCUACACCCGCCCCCUCCUCUGGUUCACCUGUGGACAGGGUGUGUUCUUCUUCCCAGCUGCCAUCGGUCUGGUGUUCGGACAGACCUUCAACAUCAUUUUAGACAGAACAACCCUGGAGAAUUUGGCAGACCCUUACUUCAGAUCAGGAGUGCCAAGUCCACGUGCAAUCCACGAGGCCUUCUCAGAUAUCUGUGGGACUAAGAAUGUCUUCUGCUGGCUCUGGCCUCUUAGGAGGAGACGGGCAAUAACUGCACAAGCUGGGUACUCUUACUACAGGCACAUGUAGGGGCUCUGUGGAUGAAAUUAUUCGAUAAUCAGUUAGAUUAUAACGACACAUCUUAGAAGCUCCGAGGAUGUCAUUGUUGCGAGUACUUUUACUACAAGCACAUGUAGGGCAAGUACUAGUAUUUUGAAGCUCCUUGUGUAGGGGCUCUUUGGAAGUUAUAAUAAGCCAUGGCAAAACUGCAC